CUUAGGUAACGCUGUCUGGAUGCAAAAGCUUAGUCAAUUCCAGUUUCCUUAUAAAUUACAAACUGAAGACUAACAUAGAUCUUUCUGUUUGAAGUUCGUUCGAAGUAGAAUUAGUAGGAAAUAACAAAAAUGAUCGUAAACAAGUUUUAGGUGAAUGAAAUGUUAGAUGUUCAAUCUGCUAGUCAAAUAAUUACAUAGCAGUUCAAGGUCUUCUAUUCUAACACAGAUGCAUCGGCUGGUAGCGGUGAAAUAAUUUUAGACGUUUCAGUAUAAGUUUCGAUAAACAAAUUGGUGUGAAGAUGCGCCAGUUCACAGUGUUAUUCGUAUGUUUUUUCGCAUCAUGCUAUUUAGGUGUAGAAAGUGCGAAAAUACUGGGCGUUUUCCCUUUUCCUUCAAAGAGUCACUAUACCAUGGGUAACGUUCUUCUGAAGGAGAUGGCCAAGAGAGGACAUGAAGUUACUAUGAUUGGUUACUACGAGGAAAAACAUUUGCCGCAAAAUGUUUCUUAUAGAAAUAUAAAGGUAGAGUUGCAAAUGAAUGAAGGAGACAAAAAAGUUAAUUUCUUCGACCAAGGAAUGGCCAAUGCCUACUUGAUAACUUUCUUCCUGAACUAUGCUGGAGGCAAAAUGACAAACCAAACAUUCAACAUACCAGCUGUUAGGAAAUUGCUUGAAUCUGGAGAAAAGUUUGAUGCUGUCAUAAUGGACCAGUUUAUAGAUGAUAGUUUCGCUUACUUCGCCCAUCAUUUUAGUGCCAAUCACAUCCUUCUAUCUACUACCUCUGCCAAUUCUUGGGUGAAUCCCCUGGUUGGCAAUCCUGCUCCUCCUUCUGUGAACGCAGAGGUGUUAUUGGAGUUUUCGUCAUAUAUGACUUUCUGGGAAAGAUUAAGAAACACCAUGUUCUACCUCUUCAGCGAAUUGAAUAGACAGCUUUACUUCUUUCCUAAACAGAACGAAGUCAUCAAGAAGAACUUCCCGAAUGCCAGACCCUUGUAUGAUUACCUUUAUAAUGUGUCUCUUGUACUGGUGAAUGCCCAUGAGAGUUUCAACGAUCCUCUAGCUCUUGUACCUGUCAUGAAAAACGUUGGAGGCAUGCAUGUUUCACCUAGUGGAAAAUUGCCAAGCGAUCUUCAGAAAUUUAUGGAUGAUGCCAAAGAAGGAGUCAUUUAUUUCAGUAUGGGCUCUAAUUUGAAGAGUAAGAAUUUGCCUGUCAAAAUAAGAGAGUCCAUAUUGAGAGUUUUUGCUAAGCUGAAGGUAAAAAUUUUAUGGAAAUGGGAAGAUGAAACCUUACCAGGUCAACCUGCUAAUGUAAAACUAAGUAAAUGGUUCCCACAACAAGAAAUUCUAGCACAUCCAAAUUUGAAACUUUUCAUCACCCACGGAGGUUUGUUGAGUACCAUAGAAGCUGUCCAUUAUGGUGUUCCUCUGAUAGCUCUUCCAGUUUACGGUGAUCAAAAACUUAACGCUGCUACCGCACAACAAAAAGGAUACGCCAUCAAUAUUCCAUUUGCUGAAUUCGAAGAAGCAAGGUUUGAAAUGGCCUUGAAAGAAAUGCUAAGGAAUCCAAAGUACAAACAAAAUGCAGAACAAAGAUCCAAACUAUUCCAUGAUCGUCCUAUGAAACCAAUGGAUGAAGCAAUAUACUGGGUGGAGUAUGUGAUAAGGCAUCAUGGAGCGCAACACCUUAGAGUAGCAGCUUUGGAAUUAAGCUGGUAUCAGUAUAUUCUUCUAGAUGUUGUAGGAUUUUUCUUAGCUGUAGUUAUUGCUGUAUUAUACAUUUUGAAGAUGAUUUUCGGAAAACUUUGUUGCAGAAAGAGUAAAACGGUUAAGUCUAAAACACACUAGUAAUAAUAGAAUAAUAAAAAUUUGAGUAUUAUUGUUAUUCAGCCUUCAUGUGAUAUUAAUUGUAUCAAUAGGUUUUUGAUAUUUAAAAUAAAGCUGGUGUUUAUUUUUCA
Molecule: messenger RNA, 1954 nt
Organism: Harmonia axyridis
Lineage: Eukaryota; Metazoa; Arthropoda; Insecta; Coleoptera; Coccinellidae
Product: UDP-glycosyltransferase UGT5-like
Exons: 4
Coding region: 300-1844 (514 amino acids)
Molecular function (GO): UDP-glycosyltransferase activity
Source: RefSeq, a predicted model, not a curated record